AUGGUCCAACUCGUCAGCAUUGUUCUCGCCAUGGCUUCCGUCGCCACAGCCUACAAGACAUACGUGGCCAAGCUCCCCAACGGAGACAAGGUGGCCGGCAACGUCGCCAUCGGCCACGACAACCCUUCUGGCGGGGGGGCUCGCAACCCAUUUGGCAUUGCGUUUUCGUCCGCGGGGGGAAAGUGGACCCCUGAGUUGUGCAAAGCCGACUCGGACAACGACGGCGCCACCAACGGCGAAGAGCUGGGUGACCCUUGCUGCACGUGGACUGUGGGCUCUUCAUUGGUGUCUGGAAUCAAAGCCACGUCCCCUGGCACUGCCGACAAGUUCACCCCGGACCAGCUGACGGCUCUCAAGUGUUCGACCACUUCCUUGUCAGGUGGCAACUCCACCAAGAAGUCCGACGCGCCCCCCGCGGCCACGAUAGUUGCCCCGAAGCCUUCGAGCGCAGCCACAAUGUCGACUACAGUGGCGGUUGCUGUCGCCGUGCUUGUAGCCGUCCGCCAAUAAACCACAAUGUACCAUGUUAGCGUUAAAUAUUGGUGGUUUAAGCCACAGACUUGAU
Molecule: messenger RNA, 565 nt
Organism: Aphanomyces astaci
Lineage: Eukaryota; Oomycota; Saprolegniomycetes; Saprolegniales; Verrucalvaceae
Exons: 1
Coding region: 1-510 (169 amino acids)
Source: RefSeq, a predicted model, not a curated record